Messenger RNA from Ogataea angusta, 3729 nucleotides. RefSeq lists its product as uncharacterized. Gene Ontology annotation, molecular function: RNA binding; small GTPase binding; nuclear export signal receptor activity. The record is from RefSeq and is a predicted model, not a curated record. NCBI's taxonomy places the organism in Eukaryota, Fungi, Ascomycota, Pichiomycetes, Pichiales, Pichiaceae. The coding region runs from base 1 to 3729 and encodes 1242 amino acids. Gene Ontology annotation, cellular component: RNA nuclear export complex; cytoplasm; nucleus. Gene Ontology annotation, biological process: RNA export from nucleus; protein export from nucleus. The transcript has a single exon.
AUGGAUCAGAAUGGUGUCGACCAGAUUGUGGGUUCUCUACAGGUAAUCUAUAACCCUCAGUCCACCAACGAGAAUCGCCACAAAGCUCAGGAAUUUUUAGAGACCAUCAAACAGAUCCCCGAGUCGCCAUAUUGGGGAUACUUGCUGGCACUCCCGGACAAUAAAUACGACUUCAUUGUGAGACAUUUCGGUCUGAGCUUGCUCUCCAAUGCCAUCAAGAGAGACUUUUCCCAAUGGGACCUAGAGAAACAGGAAGCGGUCAGAAACUGGGUCAUCGAACUAGCCAUGAAAGUGGCGCCGACGGACCCUCACUACAUGAAGGAGAAAAUAGCGUUCUUAUGGGUGGAGAUCGCCAAAAGAUGUUGGGGUCUUUGUCUCUCAAAGGAAGAAGAAGAAAUUGCGCUCAAAGAUAAAUCGUAUACAGACCUUGAAAAACUUCAGAGUUGGGCUUCCAUGGACGAAAACUUGCUCAGACUGUGGGAGCAUUCACUUAUCACAAGAGAGCUCUCUCUUAUCAUAUUCCGUGCAUUGUUUGAGGAUGUUUACCUGCUUGAUGAUCCCGUGGUGUCGCAGAGAAAUAACGUACUGUCAUCUCUAUGUCCAGAGGUGGUUACGUCCGAGGAAAUAUUGUUGCUCAAAUAUGAGCCUAACGAGUCCCUCCGAAUAUUCGCUGCCUCAAAUCAAGGGUGGCUUCUUAGAUGGUCCGCGCUUUUGGAGGAAUGUAUCGACUACAUGCUGAGCCAUCCUCGAUCCGACUCUGAUGAAAACUACCGAAAUUUCUCCAACCUCGCAGUCAAAAUCCUACAAGUUUUCAAGACAAGCUUGUACUGGAUCUUACCAAUUGCAUUUCGCGCAGCUGGCGUGCUUGAGAAGCUCAGUCGCUUGCUGGCAAUUGAUGAUGUUCAAAUAAAAACACUCACUGUCGACUGCUUACAGGUUUUAUUCACAAGGGCAUACUCCGAGGAGGCCGAUUUCAACGAGAUAAUUGGUUCGAUUUUCCAGACCGAAGGUCUGGCAAUGCUGUUCAAGGUGUUCAAAAGUAUACAGCUGGAUCCCGAUGACGUUGAUGAACAUAAUUAUACCCUGCUGAAAAAACUAGUGGAAAUGAUUGUGGGGCUCAGCGAAUAUUUCCAGCUCUCUGACAAUAACAUCAAAUUCAAGCUUCCUGAAUCCGCAGACGUAUUGAACUAUUUCAAACUGGUUUUGGAAACCACAAAACACCCAUCUUUGGUGAUAUCAGGUUUAUCUCUCCAAUUUUGGUGCUCAAUGCUGAGAAUAGAUGAAUUGAGCGAUAAGCCAGAUUUCGAGCAAAUUAUGCCAGAACUUCUGGAUGUAACAGCCAGCAGACUGAUCAACUAUGCUGAUUACGAUGACGAGUGUGUCGAGAGAAAGAUGCUGAGCAUAGAUUUCGAGAGCCAGCCUGAGGCCACCACUUUUUUGAACAAUUACAAAAAAUUGAGCGACGACAUUGUGCGGAUCAUCAUAUGUAAAAAGCCAAACGAUGGGCUGCAGUGGCUCGCAAACAGACUGAACAAAUUCUACUCAUCUCCAGUGGGCAUACAAUCGCUCAACGAUCCAAAACUGAUCUACAAAGGCAAAAACUCUGAGCCGUUCAUCUUUGGAUACGCCCAGUUUGUCACCAUUGAGGCGUGCGUGCGAGGCAUCUCGAGGUGGCUUAUAUGGUGUCAAGACGAUGACAUGGAGACGAAGAAGGUUUAUCUAAUCAAUCAGGUGGAUGAGCUUUGCAAAAUGCUGCUGAGCAUGACAGUGAAAGACCCAAUGCUGCUGAGAAAACAAAUCCAGACACUGGUUCAGUUCACACCCCUCUUGAAAGACGUUUCCGGAACCAUGUUCAAGGUCUUGGAGAAAGUCAUGGAGUCUUGUACAUUUGAUUAUCCUCCUGAUGCCGGGGAUGAUGAACGAGAACUUAUUCGUGAUUUAAGGACAAGUGGUGGCACAGAGCUCAACAGGCUUGCGUACCUCAUGCCGGAGUCUCUGAAGGAUAUUCUUACCGAGCUGGAGUCGGCCAUUGCCGCUAUCUUGAGCUCCAAGAAACUCAGCGACCACGAAGCUGUGGCGUUCAAGUCUUUCCUUCUAGUGGUAUCUCAAAGAUCGUCUAUUGACAACAAGGCUCAAAGAUUUGCUAAUAUAGUCGAUCCAGAGCUUGUUGCGUGGUCCAAUCCUGCAACAGAAAAGGGACUGCUGGAAUUGCACUGGUUCAUGGAGAGACUAGGUAUUGUUAGAAUUGCGGACUAUUUCCAAUCGAGGGGAAUCACCGCAGACACAGAUCUUCUGGAAGCACAAAUGGAUGAAAGAGGACGAGCGCUGAAGAGCGAAUUAAAGGAUCACUGGUCAUCAGUCUUCCCAAUUCGUGCGACAAGAAUUUUUAUUCAAUACAGUAUUGAGAAGUUGGAUCAUCAGUCUGAAACCUACCAAGAUUUGUUGAAACUUUGGAAGCCAAGAAUCAAGCCAAUCCUGCCACACAUUUUGCAGCUCAUCUACCAAAUCCAGGCAUACCACAACCCUGCUAAUUGGUCUGGCCUGCCGUCCGAAGUGCAAUCCUUCGUAAAGUACAGUUGCAUGGAGAGAUUCUGGCAGCAGGGUGUCUCCAUUCAGUCCAAGGAAUCGUUCAUGGACGAAAGCGUUAAGGCUAUGCAUACAUUAAGAGAUUUCGCCGACAGCGUUGGGCACAUCGUGAGGUAUACGAGAGAAUACGCUUAUUUGACAAUCAGCUCGAUUUCGGAGCUCGAAGAAACAUUAUACGAGAUUCCAGACUGUGCCAAUCUGUUGUGGAAAGCCCUGACCGGCGAGUCCGUGGGUAUCACUCUUCAUUCGUGGAGGCACAUGAUCAAUCUUGUGAUUCGGAAUGUGAUAAAAAACUGUCCUAUUUCUCACCUCGAUUCCUUCAUGGUCCAGCUCUUGCCCCAGGUAUUGAAUACCAUUGACUCGCUGCUUGUUUCCAAGUGGGACGUUGUGUUCCAGAAGGGACUGCAGCUAGAAGGCAACGAGAGCGACGAGCAGCUGAGCGAGGAAAUGAUGGAAGAACACAUGCUCAGGCAGCUCACUGCCGUUAUCGACAGGAUGCUCAUUGAUCUUGUUGGCCAGCAGGCGCCAACAAGCCUGGUUGAGAGACAAUUGAAGACCAGAGAAAUCAUAUUCAGGGAUUUGAACCUGCUUGCACCUCUACUGAAUUUGCUGUGCCACAUUAUCAGCUUCAAGGAUACGAGAUGCUCGUUCAAUGCCAUUUUGAUAGUCAAGCACAUGAUUCAAGAUCUUGUCGCCUUGAAUAACGACGACGUCGACAAGUAUCUCUCGGAGCAUGUGAUCGAGACACUCUUGUCUGUGCUUGUUGAUAAGUUCUACGCCGACGCACACCCCGAAGCUGCCUACACGUUGACUCUGCUUUACAUGGGCUUGAGGUUCAAGUCGUCGUAUCCGGCAAUGAUUCUCCAGAAAUGCCUUAAUCUAAGCAACAAGGAAAUGACCGAUUUCGAGCUGCUUCUAAUGAACUGUAAAAAGCUCAGGGAAAGACGUAACUGCUUACUGCAGCUGGUCGAGAAUGCAAGCGAUCCAGGAAACAACAACGAAGAACAGAAAAUGAGAGAUCGCAAAAAGCAGGUAGAGACUGCUCAGCAACGAAGAAGCAAAAAAGGAGCCGAAGGGGACGUUAUGGACGACCCUCUCACAGAGAAAACACUAAACAACAUGUUUGGAGAGGAAGUGCAAUAA